Pocillopora verrucosa is the source of this 3332-nucleotide messenger RNA. Its product is annotated as nucleotide sugar transporter SLC35D2. Gene Ontology annotation, cellular component: Golgi apparatus. Gene Ontology annotation, molecular function: UDP-N-acetylgalactosamine transmembrane transporter activity; UDP-glucuronate transmembrane transporter activity; antiporter activity. Lineage: Eukaryota; Metazoa; Cnidaria; Anthozoa; Scleractinia; Pocilloporidae. The record is from RefSeq and is a predicted model, not a curated record.
CUGUCUUCGAUAUUUACUAUAGAAAUGAAGAGAGGACAUUUUCGAUCCGUAGGUUAGCAACCAAUAUAAAGAUUUUGUCGAGAAGUUACUUUAGGAAGCAUUAUGACGGAGGGAAAAAGAGCUUCAGCUCUCACUAGAAUAUCGACUGCUCUGUUUUAUGGCGUUUGCUCUUUUUUGAUCGUGGUAAUCAACAAAACUGUUUUGACAACUUACAAGUUUCCAUCGUUCCAGUUUCUCGGAAUUGGACAGAUGUUUGCCACAGUUGUAGUCCUUUAUUGCCUGAAGUUUGGUGGUGUUGUUUCAUUUCCAGAUUAUUCGUUGUCAACUUUUCAAAAAGUUUGGCCACUUCCAUUAUUUUAUGUUGGCAAUCUUGUUUUUGGAUUAGGAAGCACUAAGAGACUCAACCUUCCCAUGUUUACUGUCCUGCGAAGGUUUUCCAUUUUGUUUACUAUGAUAGGAGAGGUGUGGCUGUUAGGGUCAAAGGCAACCUUUCAAGUGCAGGCUACAGUGUUCCUUAUGAUUUUCGGUGCCCUUAUGGCAGCAAGUGGUGAUCUUGCAUUUGAUGCCACUGGUUAUAUAUAUAUACUUAUCAAUGACGUUCUCACUGCUGCAAAUGGUGUUUUUGUCAAGAAAAAGUUAGAGUCAAAGGAACUAGGAAAAUAUGGUUUAUUGUUUUACAAUGCCAUGUUUAUGCUGUUUCCAGCUUUUCUUAUUUCCUACUUUACUGGAGAAUUUGAUAAGGUUUUACAAUUUGAUAACUGGAAAGAUCCAAUAUUUCUUUUACACUUCAUUUCCUCUUGUAUUAUGGGGUUUAUCUUGAUGUAUUCUAUAGUACUGUGUACUCAAGCAAAUUCUGCCCUCACUACCACAAUUGUUGGGUGUCUGAAGAAUAUUUUAGUGACUUACUUGGGUAUGUUCCUUGGAGGAGAUUAUGUCUUUUCAGUGCGAAACUUUAUGGGGCUCAAUGUAAGUGUUUUUGGAAGUGUGAUCUAUUCAUACAUCACAUUCAGAGAAAAAGAUCCUCCCUCGACUCAAGGUGCAACAGCCAGCAGUGAUGCAAAAAAGCAGACUGCCACUGCUUAAUGGCUAGAAACAGUGCUGCAACUUUUCUCUCAAUUUGACACACAUCUUACACGUCUUAUACAAGGCUUCAGUGUAAUAAAGUAUAGGACAUAUAGUUUGGUACGCGUGAAGUUCAGCUUCUGCAUCAAAGCCAUUGCAAAGCUGUUCUGGUGUUGAAAUUCGUGGCGUCGCUAAUUGGGAACAAUAGUGACUGGUCACAAAAUUAUGUGUUAUGGAUACGCGUAAGAGAUAGUACACUAGCGCCGAUUCGAUGAUAUAUUUAUUUUGAAACAAAUUGAUGAUAAUUAUUACAAUUUGCUUCAUAUGUAAUCAUAAUUUAUAGUUCCCUUUUUGUUGGCCUGAAUUUUGAGACCUAGAAUCACAGGCAGAUCGCACUAUGGGUUUGAGGUCAAUAAUUGUAAAAAGACGAUUCAAACGUCUGAUAAAGGCUAAAAAAUAUCACAAAUGUGUCGAUCAACAUUUCAUUUAACUUUAUUGAGAUAUUCAGGCGGAGAUGCAAUUUAGCUAUGCAAUUUUCAGAGCUUUAUUUGUAACCCUCAUAGAUUUUGUUCAUCUCAUGUCAACAAUUAUUAACCACAAACACAUAGUGUGGUCUGCCUAUGCUAGAACUUGAUUAAAUUACGAGGGACUUUGCUCCAACAUAUUAUUUUUGGGUGAAAAUGGUUCAUGAAGUGAUUUUAGAUGUCACUUCCAACAUCUUAAAUAAUUUCAACCUGUAAAUAGUUUCCGUAUUUAAAUAGCCACCUAAGAGUGAAAGAAAAAAAUUCCAUGCACAACCACAUCAUUAAUUUUAAAGCAAAUAUUGUCAUGUAUGAAGAUAAAAAAUCACCGGUUAAUGAGCAACUAUUCCGUCGUUGUUGAAUAUGAGAUGAUAGGCCAAGGCCCGCAGGGAUAAUUUGGCUGUUUUCAUCUCAUAUCCCACAAGCGGUGGUAAUUAAAAUGCCCCAAAAUAUAGAUAAAUCUUCCCAAAUUCAUUUUGUAAGAACAAACGGAAUGUUAUUAUGUACAAAAACACUUUGGGUUUAACUCGUCUUCAUAUGCGCACAUGGUAUAAUGGCUCAUAACCCAUGAUGGUGAAGCCAAUGAAACCUCUUGAAUUUCAUAAUUAAUUGAUCCAAUUUUUAAUGACUUAUCAUAUUUUAUUGUCUUUUACAUCUGCAUCACGGAAUUGCUUUAAUCUCUGACGAUAGAGUAUACUUUUAUAUGUCAGAUUGAAAAUUACGCAGGAACUAAAUAAAUCUUAUCGUCCAACUACAUUAAGCAGAGCACAAGUAAAUCGCGGGUCGAGAGCAAAAUCACCCGAUAUUGGACAGUUGGUUAUUUUGGACUGUAAAAACACCUGUUCUACCAGUCGGCUGCGCGAGUUACGCUUCUUUAUCUGCUUCGCUUUUAUACGCCUUAUAAGAAAUGCGCACAAAAUAAAGCAUUUGGAUGAUAAAUUACGUAUUAGAUAGGCCGGCUCCUCAAAAUACGACACACUCGUUCAAAACACUCAGCGUUGCUACACACCAAAGGUUCUUAUAAGAUAUGUACAGUUGUCUUGGACACAUUUGCAGAACGCAAUUUACUUCGAUGUGAGAAAAUUAUUACUUGUCAGUGGAUAACUUACGAGUAGAUAUGAAAUUAUUACUUGUCAAUAGAUAACUAAUGACACUGUGUUAUGUUCUAAGAAUUAUUUUAGGCUCAUGGUGUCUAACCCCAACAGUUUACUUAAAGAAACUUAGUUUUAUAUUUCACGAGAUAAAAUGAUAUUUACCAUAUUUUAAAUCAAGAUUUAACAUAUUACCCCAUCAUUAUUUAUGAAAGUGAGACAUGUAAUUCUUUUCCUGCAAUUGUGGUUUGGGUUUGCCAGCCUAAGAAGCAAAUUGAGAUUAUUUGUGAUUUUUAGUCCCAUCAAGAAGGGAAGAACAAUCAUUAAAUCUCCAUGAGCCAGAUUACAUGAUGAAUCCGAGGACUGGGUACAGAAUGCCUCAGAGGAAUCAUGGGUAGAUUGGUUUUUGGGGGAACAAGGGAAUACUCAAGUCUAAACUAAGUAAAAAAAAAUUCCCCACUGAAGAAAUCUGGAAGCAAAUUUUAUUUUUUGGUUAACCUGAUAUUAUAAUUAGUUUGACAAGUAUAUUUUUUGGGACAUAUAUAGUUAACAUAAUUUUAUGGGUAUUCCUUGAAAUACAGAGAAAAAAAUUAAGUAUUGGGAAAAUCUGGUCUGUUCAAACUACUGAUAGUAGGGUAUUAUUGCCAAAAUCAUUAAA